ACAUUUAGUAACGCGCCAACCGCCGCGCGGAACAUACGUGUUUCGGUUUAUGGCCUGAGACCGGUACACCUGUGCCUGUGCCCGUGUAUCCAUCGGUAACACGUAAACAUAGUUGUCACGUCGUUUGGACAAGUGCAGCCAAGUGGGAUUGGAAGCGGUCGCCGCGUGUUGAACGCUCCCGAGUGACAGUUGCAUUCUGCAGGGCGACAGGAGUGACUGGUGUGGCAUACCAUGUAGUGGACAUUCGAUCAGAACAGUAUUUGAAUAUAUCAAAAUGGCCGACUACGAUGAAAUAAAUGUCGACGAUGAAGUUGGCUACGAGUACGAUACGACGAAAAUACCGGAAAUAGUUACGCCGGAUGACAUGACCGAAUCCGGGUACCAGGAAUCGGAAAAAAGUUACGGUGACCGCCGGGAUUCUAAGGAGGGAUUCGGGGGGGAAGGUGACUCUGAUAGUGGGGUGGACGGUGUUAGUAGCGGGUGCAGCACGGUGGACGAUUGCCCUGUUGUGUCGAUCAAUGAUGUGGUCGCGUAUUAUGAUGAUAUCCGGCCCAGGCGUCGGUAUGCUCCCCAACUCAACUAUUACCACGUGGACAUCGAGAGGAUGGCAUUGGACGCUGUUGUUCAGAGCGAAUCGAGCUACACCUCUUCAGAGGAGGGCUGUUUUAGCGGCGAACGCCACGCCGUACUCAGCUACGAGCAGGUGAGGAGGCUCAACGAUGUCAUGGACGAGGUGGUGCCAAUCCACGGCCGCGGCAACUUCCCCACGUUGCACGUGCGUCUGCGAGAACUUGUGGCUGGAGUCCGCGCUCGCCUUGAAGCCUCGCAAACUGAAGGUGGCGCCGGAGUUGCCGUGAGAGACGUCCGGCUUAACGGCGGAGCUGCGAGCCAUGUCCUCACAGACCAGUCUCAACCCUACUCGGAUAUCGACCUCAUCUUCACCGCGGAGUUGCCCACAGCCCGCCACUGUGAUCGAGUCAAAGCGGCUGUCUUGGGACAUCUCGCCACGCUCAUGCCUGCCGCCACUCCCCGCCGUCGGGCUUCUCCAGCCGGUCUGAAGGAAGCCUAUGUUUCGAAAAUGGUCCGAGUAAAUUCCGAUGGUGACCGCUGGUCUUUGAUAUCCUUGGGAAUUUCCCGAGGUCAUAAAUCCGUGGAACUGAAAUUUGUAGACACGAUGCGACGCCAGUUCGAGUUCUCCGUGGACUCCUUCCAAAUAGCGUUAGACUCCUUACUUGCCUUCCACGAGUGCGCUCAGCUGCCAAUCGGGGAGAACUUCUAUCCAACUGUCGUUGGAGAAUCUGUGUAUGGAGACUUCCACGAAGCCCUUAUGCAUCUGUCGGAGAAGUUGAUCGCAACCCGACAGCCUGAGGAGAUCCGCGGAGGGGGACUGCUAAAAUACUGCGCUCUGCUGGCAAAGGCUUACCGACCGGCGCGACCUGACAAGAUUAAGAUCCUUGAACGCUACAUGUGCUCAAGAUUCUUCAUAGACUUCCCUGAGUUGGGACAACAACGAGCCAAGCUCGAGGCAUAUCUCCGGAACCACUUCGUUGGCUUAGAAGAAGAGGCGCUAAAGCACAGGUACCUGACGCUGCUGCACGGCGUCGUGCGCGAGUCGACAGUUUGCCUCAUGGGCCACGAGCGACGGCAGACUCUGGCACUGAUCGAAGCACUGGCGUGUCGCGAGCUUUGUGCACGUGCUGUGCUUAUGCCGCAAAUGGUGGUGCCGCAGUACUACGUGUGUGUGUGUGCGUGUGCGGCCUGCGCCACAUACGCGCCGUGCUGCGAAUGCUGCCGCCCGCAGCUGUGCCCCGCGUGACCCUCACGCGACCACGACCGACCAUGAAUUUAGUGCCAAAUGUAUAUAAUAUAUGUAUGAUACGCUGUGUGUAUAUAAUGUGAGAUUCGCUUGAACCAACGCGGUUACACUCUGCGUCAAUUCGAUGUUGCUCACUCUACGGAUCAAUUCUUGUCAAUUCGUUGUGAUGGGCUCGCGCAUCUUCCCGACAUCACCGCGUCAUUCAUUCGCCGAUUUCUAAAUUCUAACUCGGCUCGCCCGGGACGUCGACGCGUGAUAUAAUUUUUGAUGGUACUCCUUUCGUGUUGAUUGCUUAAUAUGUCAGCAGUACGGAAAUUGUCGAUCACGCCAAUCCGACCGACCAUUGGCCCCAGUCGACGGCCUACGGCUCGUGAUGCCCAUGGCCUAUUAAAAGACUAGUUAGUUAUUUUUAAGAUGUUAUGUAUAAAUCGUCUCUCAUAAUGUAAUUGCAUGUCUCUCUCAACAAAGACCGCGAAACUAAUUGAUGAUUCAUUCCUCAUUUCAUUAACUCAUUCCGUAGUUAAGCCAUCUGAUGACAGUCGAGAAUCAAAAUGAUCCUACGCAUUUACAGUGCACUAGAUGGCAUGUGAGAUGUGAACAAUGAUGCUAAUAAGUCAUGAGAUGGUUUAUCUAGUCAUUCAAAGCCCCGCCUUGACAGGCCUUGAAACGCGACAAAAGACAUUAAUCUAAAUUUUAAUGAAUACAGAGUGUACAGAUGCAAACAGACGCGGAGUAAGAUGUACGAAAGCUGGAUCUUGAUGACUAUGUUGUAAAGGUCAAUACGGUUCGUUCCUUGUGAGAUAAAUGACCUAUUUUACUAAAUAUUUAUUAAUCUAAAAUUGUAUGUAUACACUUCUAUCGUAAUCGCUUUAAUUAUUGUAUGCGGCUUGGAGAAAAUAUACCAAAAUAAAAAUAAACUAAAAAGAAAAAGCCAAGAUGAAUACAAUGUUAAAGUAACAUUGAAAUAUAACAUUGUUUAUAAAUAUUUUAAGAACAUUUACAAGUAGUAAAGUCAUGUCUUAGGAACAUGUUUUUCUUUAAGUUUCAAUGAACAGUAGUCGAUAUGCGAAAUUGUGAUGUAAUUGUUGUAGAAUAAUGUUGUCAAGGAUUAUAUACUUACAUAACAUAUUAUCUAGUUAAAUUCGAUAGAGAUAUAUUAUUGUUGUAUUUAAUAGUGAUACGAAUGGUGUAAACAUUGUCCGGCCAAAUCGUGCAUGUCUUAUCUAGUUGCCAACGCAAAGUUAUAUGUAUACAAUUGUAUGGACUAAUUCUAAGUUGUCUAGGUCCGGAGUACUGAGUACAACCUGCUUAUCUUUAAGGAUCUUCGGAACAAUGAACGAUUUUAUGAACGAAUUUUUCUAUCUUGCUCACGAAACAAAAUUAAGAUCUCAUCUAACCGAUUUGACAUUUUGUUCACUCUUCGCUUCGGAUGACUUUUCUACAUUGUCUGCGUUCUUGUCAUAACAUUCUAAGCUUCCAUUGUUAAUAUCUAAUGUACCAUAGAUUACCGCAUGUAGAUUAAACGUAGCUUUGUAAUUAUCGCGUAAUAUCCUGAACCCGAGACCGUAUGGACGGAACGCAGUGCAACAUUUUGAUGUACCUAGACGUAGACCACAUGUACUUAGUUAUGUAAUUUAAAAUACAUAAUGUAGCUAUUGAGAAAUUUAACUAUAUUCCAUUUAUUAAGAUUAUCACUAGUAUUUCGCCUGGUACAUAAGUGUAGUGAAAGGUGGACAUACACUUGCUAUCGAGAGAUUCAAAGCCAAGGUAUGGCCGUCUUUCGGAAUAUCUAAAGAAUAUUCAACUUUGUCUUCUCUGUUGUGUCUACGGCCUACGCUAUCGACGCAGGCGUCUAGCGCCCGAACCCAAUAAUUAAUCCACAAUCUCAAAUUGCAAACAAUCCGAGAUCUCUUAUUAAUAUCAAUCGUCGAUUGGUUAUUGCACACCUUUAUCAAUAUUUGGAUUAAGAUCUCUAUCUCAGAUCACAAAUGAAUUGAGAUAGGUUUAUUAUGUUGGGUUUGGGCGUAAGUUAUGAAUUGUGAUCUUUUUGACGGAUAUUUUUAAAUCGCCUUUGUUAUUGUCAUUUCUUAAUACAGAAUCUCAUCAUUCAAUUAAUCUAUGUCAACGUGUCUAUUAAAAGAUGAGAGUUUAUUUUAAUUGGAUGGUAAGAUUCGGUCAUCUGUGAUUAAUUAUGCAGCUUGACUAUUGGCAUAAUAUUUUUCAUAAAUCUACCUCCUGAAGAGACUUUAUACGGAAUUUUUUUAUUCAUGGAAUACUUAAUAAAAUAGUAGAUUAUAUAUCGCUUUGACCUUUAUCCAUAUUAGCAUAUGGGCGAUUUCUUUUGUUUUUUUAACCCAAAAAUUUUAAGGUCGUGUAUAAUGAGGUAGGUUUUUUUGUUUAAUUUUACAUAGCAUCAUAGUAAGUUGAAAUUUUAAAAAAAUCGUCAUGUUCAAAAAAAAGGUUGCAAUAUUUAAAAAUAGUUUUUAUUAUGUAUUCGAUAGAAAUGGUAAAGUUUUUGCAAUGGCCCCAAUAGGCUUUAAUAAUAAACUGCUUCCCUAACGGUCUUAAUAUAUACAAUAAAAAUCGAGAGACAUGAUAUUGUUUAAGAUUAUAUUUUUCUAUAGUUACCAUCAGUUUUCAGCUAGCCUUAUUUUUAAUUAUUUUUUAAUCUACUUAUGCAUUGUAAACCGUUUGUGUGUUUCCAUUUAAUAAUCUUUCACAUAAAUGUUUGUCGUUGGUUUUUUGGAAAUAAAAAGAACAAAGUGGCAGUCAUGGAUAUUAAACAGAACACACAAAUGUAAAAACGUUGCUUCGAAUGAUUUAAAGUACUAAAAGUCGUUAAAGUUCGAUAUUACAGUUAAAAAUAAAUACAGUGUGAAAAUACGGUGUUGGUAAAAAAUCAGUGCUGUUUUUUAUGAAAUAUAAUUUUAUUAUAUCCAGUACGAUGUAAAGAUCUUAUCUUACGUGUAAAUAAAUUAACGAUAAAUCUCAAAUAUUAUCACUCUGAAUGAAACUAAAGUUUUUAAUCGAUCUACUUGCUCUAACUAGUCGUUUAUUUGUCGUCCUAACUGUAAUGUCGAACUAUCGGAGUGGCGUCAGGUCCCGUCGCUCAUAUGUUACAAGCGAAGCCGGGGCCACAGACUCUCUAGAGUAGAUGCUAGUACAUAAAGCCUUAGAUUAUAUAAGCUUAUUUUAAGUUUUGAAUACCUUUCUUGUAGUGAACAAAUCCGAAUUCUAUAACCAAGAUAUUUAAAAAAAAUUGAAUCUUGAUGCCCCUUUGUCCCGGCUGGCGAGGGACAAAAAUAUUCAGUGACGUCAACACUACGCCCUACUCAAAACUAUGUAUCGAGAGGAAGAUCAAAUAGACCCUUUCAGUUUCUGAGACAAAUCACGCGAAGUACAGUGAGGACAAUCUCACUGGCGCUGUUAUUAUUUACAUAUAAAUAAAAUUCGGAUUUCUUCGAGUUGAGGUAGAUUAUAUUUACACUUAUUGAUAUAUUUUCUCUUCCAAGUUGCCUGUUUCGUAUAACAUGAGGCAUGGACUCGCUGUUGUUGGGUUACAUAAUGUUUAUAUUUGUGAAGAGUUUUAAGCUAUUGUAAAUUUUACAGAAAACUAAAUAAAAAUGUUGUGAAAAUAAAUUAUAAAAAAGUGAUAAACAGUGA
Pieris rapae (cabbage white) is the source of this 5479-nucleotide messenger RNA. RefSeq names its product terminal nucleotidyltransferase 5C. The record is from RefSeq and is a predicted model, not a curated record. The coding region runs from base 275 to 1816 and encodes 513 amino acids. Lineage: Eukaryota; Metazoa; Arthropoda; Insecta; Lepidoptera; Pieridae. Gene Ontology annotation, molecular function: poly(A) RNA polymerase activity; RNA binding. The transcript has 4 exons. Gene Ontology annotation, biological process: mRNA stabilization.